Messenger RNA from Saccoglossus kowalevskii, 3481 nucleotides. Its product is annotated as coiled-coil domain-containing protein 170-like. Lineage: Eukaryota; Metazoa; Hemichordata; Enteropneusta; Harrimaniidae. The record is from RefSeq and is a predicted model, not a curated record.
ACGAGACCGUGUGUUGUUUUAUUUUGCUGUGUUUAUUUCGCGUUGCCCAGGCCGACCACGCGAUAUACACAUUGUACUUCACUACAGUCUCACUCCCGUUUGAAACUCCAAUACACCAUAACCUAAGCCAAACAUUGGUCCGUUUUUACGUUUUAUGAGAUCGCAAAUAUAGUCAUGUCUUCGUAUUUUAGAGACGGUCACCUUGAUGGUUUACCAAGACUGCCUCCUCGCCAUGGUUUGGUUGAUUCACAUUACCGAGGGAGUAAGCUAACCCGAUUUGACGAAUCGUCCUUCCACGAUAGUAGCGCGGAUAGAUGGAUUCAUAAUCGGUCGGCACCUUCGUCUUUGCACCUACGAUCAGCAAGCCCUGUACUUGGGGGACCUCACACACCAGCUCCCCCACCGACAGCACAUCGAAUGGUACAAGAGCUUCACGACCAAGUUUCGUUUCUAAGGUCUGAGUUGGAGAAGAAAGACCGUCUAGUUUCUGAAUUAACAAGAGCUCCGGAAUCCCCCAGAUUACGACGACGCAGUGUAGAUGAUUCUAAUAUUGAAGCCUUGUAUUCUGCUGAACUGUCUCGCAGUAGAUCACCUUCACAGCAAAGAUUUGUGGCUGAAUCUACAAGAUCUGAAUUUACGGCAUUGCAGGUGAAGCAUGACAGACUUAUGUCAGAGAUUCGAGAUGUUGAAUCAAAACUCACAGCCAAAGAACUGCAGCUGCAAGAUAUGCGGUUAGAAAUUGGAACAUAUAAAGAGAAUGAGAGUCGUCAGGCUGCUCUCAUUGAGUCUUUGAGAGAGCGAUUACGUAUUAUUGAAAAUGAAACUGGUUCCUUGGAAACAACUCAUACCAGAGGAGAGAUCACUAUUGCUGCUCUUCAGAGAGAAAAUAGACAACAUCAAGAUCGUAUUUUGGAAAUGGAAAGCAGAAUUCGUAGCAUGACAAUAGAGAAAGAAGAGUCUGUACAGAAAGCACUUGAUGCUGAAAGGAGGUUCUCUGAGCUGAGUUUGGAAAUGAGUCGUGCUUUGGCUAUUGAUGGGAGUAGUCAACUCACUGGUGGUUUUGAAAGGAUCUCUAGUCGGGUAAAUGAACUGGUUCAAGAAAACUUACUUCUGAGAGGCAGACUGAAUACUUUGACAGAGCAUCUGAAUAGUGCUGAAUUAGAAUCCAAGGCCAGCAGAGAAACCAUUAUGAGACUUGUUUCUGAAAUAUCACGUGAACAGAAGAGUGUAUCCAGUACCGUAUCUACAGUAGAGAAUAUGAGAGUUGAAAGAGAUUCAGCUAUGAUGAGGAAAAAUGAAUUAGAACGUGAAGUACAAUUACUGAAAGAACGCAUGGAAGCUAACAGAAGAGCCUGGGAAUCCACUCGUAUGGAACUAGAACAUCGAGAUACACGAGUCUCUGCAUUGGAUCACGAUUUGAAGACACAUCAGUAUAAUGCUCAGGUUGCUGAAGCUUCUUUGAGAUCCUUGAAAGAGUCGCUUGCAGCUCUGUUAGGUGAUUCGUUUAUGUCAUACGAUGAAGAAUCUAUUAAAGAGAAAGUAAGACAACUCCACCUCUCGGUUCGGGAAAAAGAUGCACGUGUAGAGUUAUUGGAAAACAAACUGAAGACUUUGACUGAUCAGCUGGAAAGCCAAGUUAAUUUACAUCAAUGUGCAAUUCGUCGUGCAAAAGAAGCAGAGUUUGAACUUGAUUCACACAGAGGAAGAAUGCAUAGUCUUGAAGGAGAACUUGCCACUAGAGAAGUCCUCAGAGAUGGUCUUCUUUCAGAUAAAGAAAAGUAUAUGACAUUUUUGCAGAAGAUGGCAUCCAUCUUGAAGGUUGAUCAAAUGGCUUCAGAUGUUGGUUUUGAUAUGUAUGAAGAUGCUCUGAUGUCCCGCACAAGUCAGUUGGUACGAAUGGAGAGUGAUGCUGUAGCUAACAAGACGACUGCUGUAUAUACUCUGCAACGUAAAGUGAAGAAUCUGAGAGAACAGUUAGACAGCAAAGACUUACAUCUUGACCUGCUCAGGAAGAAGAUCAGCAACUUAGAAGAAGGUUUGCAUGGCCGAUCAGGAUUGCAAAAAGACCGAGAUGAUUUGGAAUUCAGUUACAAAAAGUUGAGAAAAGAGAAUGAGAGAUUGAGAGGAUUACUGGGAACUGCCAGAGAAACCAUAAAAGAUCUCAAAGUCGAGCUCUUAAAUUCCAGCAAUCUGAAGAUACAGACUUUGGAUCAACAAGAAAAAAUUGAACAACUUUUGAGCAGUAUUGAUCAUCUGGAGAGAACCAAAGAAAAACAGUCACGUAAACUUACCGGCAUCAAACAAGAAUUGGAAUUUACUGAACAUGAAGUUACUGAAGAGAGAACACGUGUCGAAACAGCUCUGGUCCAAGUAGAGAACGAGCUGAGAGCAACGAAACGGCUACUUGAAGAAACGGCAAGACGUGAACGCCAACUUGUUGAUUUCCGUCAAGUGAUGGCACGUAUGCUUGGUUUAGAUGUUGGUACCUUGGCGGUUCCCGACUACGAAAUCAUUGCACGUCUUGAGAAGCUGAUUCAAGCUCACCAUUCUCAUUCCUUCACUACGCACACCCUGGAGCACAGUCUCACAGAUAUGGAGCGUGGUUUGAAAGAUGGUUUCUCGGAUGCGCGAGGAAUUCUUGGAACUAGUCCACGUCGAUCAAGAGCAAGGUCUUUAUCUCCAAGUAGAAGACGCCAUAUCCACACGACAAAAUAUUAAAAUACAUAAGAAAUGUCUGCGACAUAUUUUGCUCAGGAUAUCAUUAAAAUCUUUCAGUAUCUUUUAAAUACACAACACAAAAUCUUAUUUUUAAUGAGAAUUUUUAAGAAAAUUAAAACUUUUAAUUUUUAAGUGCAAGGAUAAAAAUGUAUUGUGGUCUACUUGUUGUCAACUGACUCUGAAUUAUAGCAUAGUUUUCAAUAAUUAGGUGUUCAGAAUACCAAAUAAAAUUGUUACUAGGCAUUAGUUUAGUUUGAGGGUGCUCUAACAGUAAAAUAGUCAUGUAGGUCUAGUGGGCAUUAAUUACUAGAAUGUUCAUUUGUAAAAAAAAUAUUUAAUUUUAUAUAAUCAUGACAAACAUUUGAAAUGUUUCAUGCCAAAUACUAGUUAAUAAAUCAGAUACAGAACUCCACGAUUGAAAGAUCAUAGUCAAAAUUGUUAAAUAAUCAGACACUUAGAACUUGAGUAAUAAUAAUAGGAAUAAAAGAUUACGUCCUGAAAAGAAAUAAUAAUAUGAUGAAUAAUUAAAUGUAAUCGGGUGAAACUUUGACAUUUGUUUCUUUUCUGUAAAUAAUGUAAUGUAUUUAUCAGUUUGGAAUUGCCCACCUGACAAUAAACACAUUUUUAGAUAAUAAUAAGUCAAUAUCUAAAGUAAUAAAAUGUAGUAUUUAUCACAAUCACCAUACUUUUAUAAAAAAAAAAAAAAAACAUUUUGAUAUUAUAUACAUAUUCUUAUAGAUAUCAAUUAAAUUUUUAUUACACA